Molecule: messenger RNA, 567 nt
Organism: Eucalyptus grandis
Lineage: Eukaryota; Viridiplantae; Streptophyta; Magnoliopsida; Myrtales; Myrtaceae
Exons: 1
Coding region: 1-567 (188 amino acids)
Molecular function (GO): nucleic acid binding; RNA-DNA hybrid ribonuclease activity
Source: RefSeq, a predicted model, not a curated record
AUGGUGGCUUCUAUUCUCUGGCACCUAUGGAAGAGUAGGAAUGCUUUUGUCUUCCGUCAACGAAGCCUAACAGCUGAACAGGUGGUGCAAUUAGCUCUUGCCGAUGUUACAUCAUCUUCUCUCUGCCAUCAGUCGUCCGUGACUCGAAGAAGGACACACUUCGAUUCUGACCACCAGUGGCAUCCACUAGCUUCGGGUGUUCUUAAGAUAAACAUCGAUGGCGCCUACCUGACCUCCCCACAGCAAGGAGCGAUCGCCUGUGUAUGUCGCGACUCUGCGGGUCGCCUUAUCACUGGAUUUACAGAAACCAUCAAUGCCUCUUCUGCCCUACAAUCAGAGAUUCAAGCGCUGGUUCAUACCUUGAAAUUUCUGCUGCAGAAAGGACUGGAAAAAGAUCAUUUGCUGCUGGAGUCGGAUUGCUCUGUGGUGGUGGACGCUGUGCGCAACCCCCUUUGGUUUCCAUGGCAGCAACGCUCUCUGUUUGCAGAAGCUAGGGCACUUUUGCCCUCUUUUCCUUCUCUUCAUAUUCGGCACUGUAGACGGGCUGCGAACUUCAUAGCUGAUUAG